Messenger RNA from Ilyonectria robusta, 1194 nucleotides. RefSeq lists its product as uncharacterized. Gene Ontology annotation, cellular component: nucleus. The transcript has 6 exons. NCBI's taxonomy places the organism in Eukaryota, Fungi, Ascomycota, Sordariomycetes, Hypocreales, Nectriaceae. Gene Ontology annotation, biological process: mRNA export from nucleus. Bases 196 to 972 code for a protein of 258 amino acids. The record is from RefSeq and is a predicted model, not a curated record. Gene Ontology annotation, molecular function: mRNA binding.
UUCCCCCAGAGUACCAGGACCAAGCUUUUUGUCGCGUCUUCUUUCGUGAACAUCCCGAAAGACGAUACAGACUGCUCGAUAGCUUCCGCUGAUCCGACGCCUUGACAAGCCAGACCAGCAUCGAUCGACGUCGUCAGACAUCCAUCGCAACCUAAUCAUUCGACCCUCAUCAACCCAUCUUUCAACACCAUCACAAUGUCUGGAAAGCUCGACCAAGCCCUUGACGACAUCACCUCGGCCCAGCGCCGCAGCGCUCGUCGUCGCAGCGCCCCCCGUCGCUCCACUGGACGCCCCAACACGGCCGCGCCCGUGGGUGGUAUCCAGAAGAACACCAAGCCUGCCCGUGGCGCUGGCGUGAAGCCCGCCCCCGCCAAGGCUGUUGCUGCCAACAGUGACAGCAAGAUCAUUGUCAGCAAUCUGCCUAAGGACGUUUCGGAGCAGCAGAUUAAGGAGUACUUCGUCCAAUCUGUUGGCGCCAUCAAGAGAGUUGAUCUCGUGUACGGCCCCAACUCUCAGAGCCGUGGCAUUGCCAACGUGACGUUCCACCGAGCCGAUGGCGCGAGCAAGGCCUUCCAGAAGCUCAACGGCCUUCUCGUUGACAACCGCCCCAUCAAGAUUGAGAUUGUCGUGGGCGCUGCUCAGGCCGACAAAGUCAUCCCUACUGUGAAGACUCUCGCCGAGCGCACCUCUCAACCCAAGGCUCAGCCCAAGUCUGCGGCUGCCAACAAGCACAAUGGCAACGCCGCCAAGGGCGAUGCUGCCAAGGGCGGCCGUGCCAACACCAAGAAGCGUCCUGCUCGCAGCGCUCGCCCUGCCAAGAAGACAGCGGAAGAGCUCGAUUCAGAGAUGGCUGACUACUUCGAUUCCGCUGCUGCCGCCGCCGCCGCCGCUGGCAACAGCAGUGAGAACGCCGUUGUCGCUCCUGUGACUGCUGCCACUGGUGAUGCCUCCAUGGAGGAUGAGAUCAUGUAAAUGUUUGUAAAGAUGAUGGUUGCCUGGUUGGAGGUUGAGACUUAAUAAUAAAUACCAAAAACAAUUCGAUCUGGCGGCGUUGAAGGAGAGACGCGCACUGGUUUCAUCACUGGUUAUUGCUGCAUCAGAAUGGUUUUAUCCCCCCAUAAGGGACGCGGGAGAGGAGGCUUUUGAGGUCGGGAUAACGGGGGCAGCUGGUUUUGCAUUUGUUACGGCUUUGAU